AUGUUGUCUACAGUAUUCAAGUUCGCAUUCCUCCUUCCGCUAGCAGUUGGGGGUCUUGCUACUCCUUCGCCUCCGGAACUCGCGAGGCGCGCAGUCGCACCUCCCUCAGAGGAUCCCUUCUACAAGGCCCCAGCCGGGUAUGAAGAUGCCUCUCCGGGAGAUAUUUUGGCAUACCGCAAGGCACCAGCCAAACUUGCUGCCUUCCAGGCGAUCCCGUUGAACGUGAAGGACGUUUGGCAAGUCUCAUAUAGAAGCACCGACGUUUUUGGAAAACCACAGGCUUCUGUCAGCACUAUUAUAAUUCCUUAUAACGCCGACUAUUCCAAAGUCAUCUCCUACCAGAUCGCCGAGGAUGCUGCGUACAUCAAUUGCUCUCCUUCUUACGUCUUGCAGCAAGGCACCAACACGACUUAUGCUGGCACCAGCAGCAUAGAGGUCCUUCUCAUGGCUGGAGCUCUCAGGCAGGGCUGGAUCGUGAGCUCUCCCGAUUGGGAGGGUCCUCAGUCAAGCUUUAUCGAAGGUGUCCAAGCUGGACAAUCCACUCUAGACUCCAUCCGUGCCGCCCUGAAAUCUAACAAGUUCACGGGGAUCAAACCAAGCGCAGCCGUACAAAUGUGGGGUUAUUCUGGAGGUGCUCUUGCAUCGGAGUUUGCCGCAGAACUGCAGGCUUCCUAUGCUCCGGAGCUCAACAUUAUCGGAAUGGCGAUUGGUGGCACUACGCCAAAUGUUCAGAGCGUCUACAAAACUAUCAACAAUGGUCUUUUUGUCGGCCUUAGCUUCGCAGCUCUCGGAAGCCUCACCAAGAUUUUCCCUGAUGUUAAGGAUGCCAUUGAUGCUCAACUUGUCCCUUCCAAGAAAGACGCCUUUUAUUCAUCUCUUGAACGUUGCUUCUAUGACGAUGUGGUGAGCUACGCGUUCCAGAACUCUUCUACCUACUUCAAGUCGGACAUCAUGAAGGAUCCAACUGUGUCUCGCUACUUGAACAGCAACUGCAACCAGGGUUCUCAUGGCACCCCAGGAAUGCCAAUCUUCUGGUACAAGGCGCAGAAUGACGAGAUCUCUCCAGUUGCUGACACAGAUGCCGUUGUGGAGAAAUACUGUUCCGCCGGCGUGUCCGUCACCUAUGUUCGGGAGGCGGCUGGUGAGCACUUCACUGAGGCAGCUCUUAGUAUUGGCGAUGUACUUAAUUUCCUUACGGCUCGUUUUUCUGGAACCCCUAUUUCUGGGUGCACGACCAGAGAUGUAUUCUUGAGCCCCUUAUCAUCCCCAAGCACCGCUAAGACGGCUGGCACGUUUAUUGUUGGAACUCUACUUAGUCUGAUUAGUAUUCCUAUUGGAUUAAGUCACCUUUAA
Molecule: messenger RNA, 1353 nt
Organism: Fusarium proliferatum ET1
Lineage: Eukaryota; Fungi; Ascomycota; Sordariomycetes; Hypocreales; Nectriaceae
Exons: 2
Coding region: 1-1353 (450 amino acids)
Biological process (GO): lipid catabolic process
Molecular function (GO): triacylglycerol lipase activity
Source: RefSeq, a predicted model, not a curated record